Prionailurus viverrinus (fishing cat) is the source of this 948-nucleotide messenger RNA. RefSeq names its product olfactory receptor 10A4. The coding region runs from base 1 to 948 and encodes 315 amino acids. The record is from RefSeq and is a predicted model, not a curated record. NCBI's taxonomy places the organism in Eukaryota, Metazoa, Chordata, Mammalia, Carnivora, Felidae. Gene Ontology annotation, cellular component: membrane. The transcript has a single exon. Gene Ontology annotation, molecular function: G protein-coupled receptor activity; olfactory receptor activity. Gene Ontology annotation, biological process: G protein-coupled receptor signaling pathway.
AUGAUGUGGGGAAACUGGACAAUUGUCAGUGAGUUUGUCCUUGUGAGUUUUUCAACCUUAUCCUCUGAGCUACAAGCUCUACUAUUUCUCCUUUUUUUGACUGUUUACCUGGUUACUCUAAUGGGCAAUAUUCUCAUCAUCCUGGUCACUACAGCUGACUCUGCUCUACAAAACCCUAUGUACUUCUUCCUCAGGAACUUGUCCUUCCUGGAGAUAGGCUUCAACUUGGUCAUUGUGCCCAAGAUGCUGGGGACUCUGAUCAUCCAAGACACAACCAUAUCCUUCCUUGGCUGUGCCUCUCAGAUGUAUUUCUUUUUCUUCUUUGGGGCUGCUGAGUGUUGCCUCCUGGCCACAAUGGCAUAUGACCGCUAUGUGGCCAUCUGUGACCCUUUGCGCUACCCAAUCAUUAUGAACCGCAAGGCCUGUGCCCAGCUAGCAGCUGCCUCUUGGUUCUCAGGGUUUCCAGUGGCCACCGUGCAAACCACAUGGAUUUUCAGCUUCCCUUUUUGUGGCCCCAACAGAGUGAACCACUUCUUUUGUGACAGCCCCCCUGUCAUUGCACUGGUCUGUGCUGAUACCUCUCUGUUUGAACUGGAGGCUCUGACGGCCACUGUCUUAUUCAUCCUCUUUCCUUUCUUGCUGAUCCUGGGAUCCUAUGUCCGCAUUCUUUCCACUAUCUUCAGGAUGCCCUCAGCUGAGGGGAAACGCAAGGCCUUCUCCACCUGUUCCUCCCACCUUCUGGUUGUGUCCCUCUUCUACAGCACUGCCAUCCUCACAUACUUCCGACCCCGGUCCAGCACCUCUCCUGAGAGCAAGAAGUUGUUGUCACUCUCCUACACAGUAGUGACUCCCAUGUUGAACCCCAUCAUCUACAGCUUAAGGAACAGUGAAGUGAAGUCUGCACUGAGGCGAGUCAUCCGCAGGACCCUGGGCCCUCAGAAACUAUGA